AUGAACCCUGCAUAAAGUGCGCGCGCGAAGAGCAAGCUUGUUGCUUGAAAGCAUGACACUCUGUGGCUCUGUCCAACCCGCACAGUGCUGAAAAGAUAAUAUAGGACAACAACAAGGCGUCUCAACAGAGUUUUCAGUGAUGAAGACUUCGAGAUGGCAAAAUAAACCCAUCCUAUAUACCUAUUUGAAGCGAUGCCUACAUGAAAAUCCCUUUCAAGACUGCUGCUUUCUCUCGGACCGGCCGUAAUUGAACUUCAUCUUCUUCUAUUAGAAGAGAGCGAGAGUGGAUCCUUUUAGGUGCAAGAGCGGCUGUCUGCAGAAAUGCCAGCCAACCUCACCGUCUCAAACAACACCGUGCUAGUUCUGGGUGCCGAAAUUAACACAGCACAAACCCGGGACACCGACUAUAACUUCCCUGCACUGAUAUCCGGAAUAUUGCUAAUUGUGGUCAUAAUUUGUGGAAAUGUGCUUGUGUGCCUUAGCGUGUACAGGGAAAAAGCUUUGAAAACUACAACCAACUACUUCAUAGUCAGUCUGGCUGUGGCUGAUUUGAUGUUGGCAGUUUUGGUUUUGCCACUGUUUAUAUAUGUUGAGUUCCAGGGUGGUCUAUGGACAAUGAACAUGCAUGUCUGCGACGGCCUGAUGACCAUGGACGUGAUGCUGUGUACGGCCUCCAUAUUCAACCUCUGCUCCAUCAGCAUCGACAGGUUCAUUGCUGUCUCCAUUCCACUCAACUACAAUGUUAAGCAUGUUGAUCAGAGACAGAUCUUCCUGCUCUCUGCCACGUGGAUCCUGGCCUUGGCAGUGGCCUCACCCGUCAUGUUCGGCAUCCAAAACGUCCCCCAGCGGGACCCUACAGAGUGUAAACUGGAGGACGACAACUUCGUGGUCUACUCCUCCGUCUGCUCUUUCUUCAUCCCCUGUCCCAUCAUGCUCCUUCUCUACUGCGGCAUGUUCCGGGGCUUGAGGAGGUGGGAGGAGGCACGCAAGGCCAAGCUGAGGAGCAGCAUCCAGGCCUGUAGGAAGUUCCAGGACGCAACUGCCUCCAUGCCCCCACUGGACUCCCUGCCUCCUCCUCUACCCCCCAUUAUCAAGAGGGAGGAGCUCACAGACAUGAAGCCAGAGCUAAAGGAGAUUAAUCUGGAAGAGCUGGACCCUUACCCUCCAGAGUCUCCAGACGGCCCCUAUAAUAACUCCUCACCAGACACUCCAGACCGCCCCUAUAACAACUCCUUAACAUCUCCAGAGUACAAGGACGGCCCCGUGCCCACGGUGGUGGCCUACUCUAACAUUAGGUACAACCUCCACCCCCAAACUGGCCCUCACAAGAAGAAGAGGGCCAAGAUUAAUGGCCGAGAGAGGAAGGCCAUGAAGGUGCUUCCUGUCGUUGUGGGUGCCUUCCUGUUCUGCUGGACCCCGUUCUUCGUGGUCCACACCAUGCAGGCCCUGUGUGCCACCUGUUACAUCCCCCCAGGCCUGAUGAGCAUCGUCACCUGGCUGGGCUACGUCAACAGCGCCCUCAACCCCAUCAUCUACACAGUUUUCAACACAGAGUUCAGGAACUACUUCAAGAAAUUCCUCCACAGCUGCUGUACAUACUGAUAGACAAGGCGAGCACAGCUAACCUGGUCCCAAAUCUGUCAUUAAGACAAGCAAAUCCUAUGGUCAUUGUCACUCCUAUGGUCAUUGGCAACACAGCAAAAACAGAUCUGGGACCAGGCUAAGGCACCACCGCCGAUGAAUGGACAAAAAAGCACAACGAACAAUACCAUUGUAAAGAUGUUAUGAUAUCAAAUUUGUGCUUUGCUGUACCCCACUUUGGAAGAAAAAAAAUCUGUUGAUAAAUGCUUGUGAUUUAUCCUAUUGUGACAGCAAUGUUGUUUGUCAACUUGCCAUAUGUUGUUUCCAUGUUUUAUGUGGAAAGCUUUGUGGUAAGGAAUUGCAUUGAAUCCCUCCAACUGAAAAAGGUGCUCAGAAAUACCAGCAAGGCAUCCAUUUCUGAGGUAAAUAAAUUGUAUCGUUAAGAUUAUUUUCUUUACUUAAAUGAGGACUUCUGUCCCUAAACUGUGUGGACAUUGAGGGAACACUUUGUAUUCAGCACCACCACUGCAUCACACCUACUGCGUCAUCGACAAAA
Molecule: messenger RNA, 2137 nt
Organism: Coregonus clupeaformis (lake whitefish)
Lineage: Eukaryota; Metazoa; Chordata; Actinopteri; Salmoniformes; Salmonidae
Product: D(4) dopamine receptor-like
Exons: 4
Coding region: 322-1602 (426 amino acids)
Biological process (GO): adenylate cyclase-activating adrenergic receptor signaling pathway; adenylate cyclase-inhibiting dopamine receptor signaling pathway
Cellular component (GO): plasma membrane
Molecular function (GO): G protein-coupled receptor activity; dopamine neurotransmitter receptor activity, coupled via Gi/Go
Source: RefSeq, a predicted model, not a curated record